GAGAAACGCUGCCUCUGUACCUGUCCGCUUCCUGCCACCUCUCACCUCCCUCGAACCCGCAGCACUGAAGUCAUGGCCUUCACGGGCAAGUAUGAGAUUGAGAGCCAGGAGAACUAUGAUGACUUCCUCAAGCACAUCGGCAUCCCCGACGACAUCAUCGAGAAGGGGCGCAACUUCAAGAUCGUCACGGAGGUGGAGCAGAACGGGAACGAGUUCACCUGGUCGCAGGUGUACCCCACCAAGACCAUGAGCAACAGGUUCGUCCUCGACAAGGAGUGCGAGAUGGAGACCAUGGCCGGCAAGAAGUUCAAGGCCACGGUCACCAUGGAGGGUGGGAAGAUCUCCGUCCGCUUCCCCAACUACCACCACACGGCCGAGGUCAGCGGGGACAAACUGGUCGAGUGCUCCACCGCCAGUGGGGCCAAGGGUACAGUCACAAUGAAGAGGAUCAGCAAGAGGAUCUAACACCUCCUGCGCCCCCCCCGGCCGCCGCCACUGCAAACCCCAGACUGCAAGAAAAGCUGGAGAAGACCAUCAGGAAGGGCACUGCCAAGAGAGGCAUCCAUUCCGUUUAGGUGAUAGUAUCUGAUUGAUCCCAGACUCCCGUCCAGCUGUUUUCUGAAAGAAGCCAGGUUAUCAACUUAAACAACCACGGCUGAGCUUCUUGAUUCACACCCCCACUACCCUUUGCGUAAAGAAGCGCCUCCUGUCCCAAAUUCAUUCAAAUUCCCUUAACUCCCACCCCCCCCAAAAAAAACAAAAAACAGUCCAGCUAACUUGUUGAGGUUCUUUGAAAAAACAGCAGCAGUAACGGAUACAAACAGAGGACGUCAUGUAGUAAAACUUAACCUUCCAAAGCAUUUCAUAAAGCUGCUCCUGAAAUGUCAAUUCUUAAGUUGCUGGCAGUAGACAGGCAAGGGAAUGCGUGUAUUGGAAUUGGGGACUGGCUAUUAUAUAGAAAGCAGACAGGACAGACAGGGGUGGAUGCUCUGACUGGGGUGGUGGAAUUAAUGGGUUACCACAGGCUAACAUACAGUAUAUCCAGGGUGUAAAUUAUGUGCAGAAGAGCCGAUGGCUUUGCCUCGCCUGCACUCUUACCUUCUCACCAUGUGUAAAGAUGAGCUCCCUGUGGUCAGUGUGGGAAAUAAAAGGAUGCCUUUCCUCCA
Lepisosteus oculatus (spotted gar) is the source of this 1166-nucleotide messenger RNA. It is a transcript of the gene fabp6, whose product is annotated as fatty acid binding protein 6, ileal (gastrotropin). Gene Ontology annotation, biological process: fatty acid transport. Gene Ontology annotation, molecular function: fatty acid binding. Gene Ontology annotation, cellular component: nucleus; cytosol. NCBI's taxonomy places the organism in Eukaryota, Metazoa, Chordata, Actinopteri, Semionotiformes, Lepisosteidae. The record is from RefSeq and is a predicted model, not a curated record.